CCAGCAGGGCUGAAGGCACUGCCUGCAGCCACUCCGGGCACAGCACAGAGGCACAGAGAGCUUCAAUCAGUCAGGGCUGGGAAAAUGCUGAGAAGUGACUGGGGGAGAAUCAUUCGCAGCCCUUGACACUGGAAUUCUAUGGCUGCAGGACAAUGCAGCUGCAGCUCCUGCAGAGAUCUCCUCAAGCUGGAACAUCCCACUGACUCUGGAUUCUUUCUUAAGGCAUCUGAACUGUACCUCCAGUGCUAUGCAGGAGUUUCCUAAAGUGCUUUCAGCCACUCCUCUGCCCAUGGACAGCACCAGUGUCACCUUUGCUGGAGCCAUCAGGGUUCCCAUGUUCAGACACAGCAAAUGUCCAACAGCAGCUCCAUCAGCCACUUCCUCCUGCUGCCAUUGGCACACACGCGGCAGCUGCAGCUCCUGCACUUCUGCCUCUUCCUGGCCAUCUCCCUGGCUGCCCUCCUGGCCAACGGCCUCAUCAUCAGCGCCGUAGCCUGCGGCCACCUCCUGCACAGCCCCAUGUUCUUCUUCCUGCUCAACCUGGCCCUCAGCGACCUGGGCUCCAUCCUCACCACUGUCCCCAAAGCCAUGCACAAUUCCCUCUGGGACACCAGGAGCAUCUCCUAUGAAGGAUGUGCUGCACAGCUCUUUCUGUUUUUCUUUUUCAUUGGAGCAGAGUACUGUCUCUUGACCAUCAUGUGCUACGACCGCUACGUGUCCAUCUACAAACCCCUGCACUACGGGACCCUCCUGGGCAGCAGAGCUUGUGCCCACAUGGCAGCAGCUGCCUGGGCCAGUGCCUUUCUCUAUGCUCUGCUGCACACAGCCAAUACAUUUUCCCUGCCCCUGUGCCAUGGCAAUGCCCUGGGCCAGUUCUUCUGUGAAAUCCCACACAUCCUCAAGCUCUCCUGCUCCAAAUCCUACCUCAGAGAACUUGGGCUUCUUGUGCUAAGUGCUUUUCUAUAUUUUGGUUGUUUUGUGUUCAUUGUUUUCUCCUAUGUGCAGAUCUUCAGGGCUGUGCUGAGGAUCCCCUCUGAGCAGGGACGGCACAAAGCCUUUUCCACCUGCCUCCCUCACCUGGCCGUGCUCUCCCUGUUCCUCAGCACUGGCACAUUUGCCUACCUGAAGCCCCCCUCCAUCUCCUCCCCAUCUCUGGAUCUGUCAGUGUCAGUUCUGUACUCGGUGGUGCCUCCAGCCCUGAACCCCCUCAUCUACAGCCGGAGGAACCAGGAGCUCAAGGCUGCAGUGUGGACACUGAUAACUGGACCAUUUAAUUAA
Molecule: messenger RNA, 1278 nt
Organism: Prinia subflava (tawny-flanked prinia)
Lineage: Eukaryota; Metazoa; Chordata; Aves; Passeriformes; Cisticolidae
Product: olfactory receptor 14A16-like
Exons: 3
Coding region: 352-1278 (308 amino acids)
Biological process (GO): G protein-coupled receptor signaling pathway
Cellular component (GO): membrane
Molecular function (GO): odorant binding; olfactory receptor activity; G protein-coupled receptor activity
Source: RefSeq, a predicted model, not a curated record